Molecule: messenger RNA, 624 nt
Organism: Lachancea fermentati
Lineage: Eukaryota; Fungi; Ascomycota; Saccharomycetes; Saccharomycetales; Saccharomycetaceae
Source: the annotation of a GenBank genome assembly
AUGUCAUAUCAGACUGGAGCUAAUAUACGGAAGAAACUGGUGAUAGUUGGUGAUGGUGCAUGUGGUAAAACCUGUCUUUUGAUAGUCUUUUCAAAAGGACAGUUUCCGGAAGUGUACGUCCCUACGGUGUUCGAGAAUUACGUCGCUGAUGUUGAAGUGGAUGGCAAGCAUGUGGAAUUGGCUCUUUGGGAUACUGCAGGGCAAGAGGACUACGAUCGGCUACGUCCGCUCUCCUACCCUGACUCCAAUGUGGUAUUGAUUUGCUUCUCGAUAGAUCUCCCCGAUUCCCUUGACAAUGUGCAGGAGAAAUGGAUUGCUGAAGUGCUUCACUUCUGUCAAGGUGUUCCAAUCAUUUUGGUGGGCUGCAAAGUUGAUCUUCGGAACAGCAGUCAAACUAUUGAAACAUUGAGGGCAAUUGGUCAACAACCGGUAUCUACCGCAGACGGGCAAGCCGUGGCAGACAAAAUCGGGGCCGUUUCUUACCAAGAAUGUUCUGCUAAAACCGGAUUUGGUGUCCGCGAGGUGUUCGAGGCUGCCACAAGAGCUGCGCUCAAGGGCAAGUCCACUACAAACAAGCAAAACAAACCAAGCACAAAAAAGAAGAAGAAAUGUACAUUGCUGUGA